This is a messenger RNA of Metarhizium album ARSEF 1941, 921 nucleotides long. RefSeq names its product DUF408 domain protein. The record is from RefSeq and is a predicted model, not a curated record. Gene Ontology annotation, cellular component: nucleus; cytoplasm. The coding region runs from base 1 to 921 and encodes 306 amino acids. The transcript has a single exon. Lineage: Eukaryota; Fungi; Ascomycota; Sordariomycetes; Hypocreales; Clavicipitaceae. Gene Ontology annotation, molecular function: RNA polymerase core enzyme binding; RNA polymerase II CTD heptapeptide repeat phosphatase activity.
AUGAUCCGUCUGCCCUCCGGCGGCAGGAAUAGUCCAGUGCUACAAGACCUACGAACACUACGGCCGACGGCGGACGGAGCACCUUCCUGCGAGUGCAAGAUGGACCACAUCGAACAAAAGCAGAGACAGCUGAAAGGUAUCCUCAAGAACUCAACUUCAGAGGCCGGCACAGCCGCACGCUCCGAGAGCGAAGCCAGAGAGAUUGCCAUUGCCCACGCCAGGCUCCUUCAGCAUCGCAAAGAACUCGAGGCCGAGAUACUGGACAGCUUAGUGCUUCUUUCCGAGUAUCCGCUAGUCAGGACGACGCCGUACUCGGCGGCGAAUCCCGCAGAGAGCGACGUGUCCGGGUUCAAGACGCACGUUCGUCUUUUCCAACCGUCCGACUAUGACGACCUGAUAGAGGAGCGCAAUGUCAACGAACAGUGUGGCUAUGCUCUGUGCGGAAGACCACGACGAAAGGUCGGUCCCGGCGGGGAAUGGAAGCUCACGGGCGGUGGCGAUAUCGUGAAGCGCAGAGACCUCGAGAAGUGGUGUUGUCCGACGUGCGCGAAGAGGGCACUCUUCGUCAAAGUCCAGCUGAAUGAGACGGCUGCUUGGGAGAGGGCAGGCAUCCCAGAUAUACAGAUCGACCUACUGAACGAGGACGAGUCUGCAGAAACGGACGCGGAUAGAACUGCCCGCCGGCUGGGGAGGCUGAAGCUUGAGGAGCAAAGACAGGCCGCCAGGGACGCAAAAACUCUUGCUUUAGAGAGGGGGGAGCGUGGCAUCGGUGAGAGCGCCGACAAAAUUAAAGUUGAGCUCACGGAGAAGGAGACCAGAGCUCCCAAAACGGCGAAUCCUUCGACGCAAAGUGCCGAUGACCACUUGAGAAUUGAGGGCCACAGAUUCGACCUGCCGAGUAGGCCGCGGGCGCAGAAUUGA